Messenger RNA from Rhododendron vialii, 1091 nucleotides. RefSeq names its product cadmium-induced protein AS8-like. The coding region runs from base 360 to 878 and encodes 172 amino acids. The record is from RefSeq and is a predicted model, not a curated record. The transcript has 5 exons. Lineage: Eukaryota; Viridiplantae; Streptophyta; Magnoliopsida; Ericales; Ericaceae.
AUUUUGUUGUACAUAUGUUUGAUAUCGGGUCCUCUGCACCAACAGCUUCUUUGUGCCAGUUCACAGCGAAAGCUCCCGGAAAAAGAAAUAUCCAUAGAGAAGCUUGGAUUGACGGUAAGGGUUCACUCCUAUUAGUUUCAAGAAAGGAUGUUAUUCCAUGGCGCUUAAACGAAGAAGAGGAGAUUAUUUGACAGUAAUUUUGGAAAAUGAUGGGUACGUAUUUGGGGUAUGCCUUUUAUGUUAUUAUAUAGGGUGGACUAUCCUCGGAGAUCUGGUAGCUUUUUACUCCUUGUCGUGGAACGGAGCUUCAAAAAGUAACAACCACAACUCGUCCUGAAUUAAGGACAACGAAGGUAAUAAUGAUCAUAAAAGGCUUGUUCAGGAGAUAUGAAAGAUGGAAUCCAGUGCAUCCGACUUCUGGAGCCUUUUGGGGCAUGGGCAUUGGCUUUGGCUGUGGGGUCGGAUGGGGUCCUGGCUUUGGCCCUGAGGUGAUCGGUUAUGUUGGAGCGGGCUGUGGUUUUGGUUUUAGUGUUGGCAUCACUCUGGCUGGUUUUGGCAUUGGUCUUCCUGCCAAUUAUGUCCUGGAAGUUCCUUAUUCUGCUGUUAUGGCCACAAGAAGUAGUGCAUUGGAGAUCGCCAGAUCCAGUGGUUUACUCUACUUGAGAAAUGUUUCAGCAAGUGGCUGGAGUAACAUUGGUCCACACAUCUCCGGCGUACGACAGAAAGCGCUUGGAAGGCUUUCUAGCUCCAAGCUUAGAGAUUCGUUCAAUUUGUCUGAGAUGCCUAGGGUAUUGUCUACCCAUACUAGGUCUAUUCUGGAUCAUUUACAGGAAUUUGGCGCGAACUUACUCCAUCCUCCCAAAGGCUUCAAAGAUUGAUUCCAAGGAUAAUUCUGACUCUCUCGAUUGUAUUGUAUGAAACUAUGAAUUGUAAGCAUAUGAUUUGACAUUCUUCUAAACUUGGUCGUUGUGACAGAAUUAUAAGUCAACAACAAAUCUAUUUCGCAUGGUGGAGUGAAGAGAAGGCUUCUCUGUAACUAUAUAAGCACUGGACAAGCAUUAACAACAUGUACUUGAUUUGGUUCAACGAUA